AUGGGCCCAGGCCCAGUACCCGAAUCUCUUCCAAAACAUAAAAGCGGUUCGAUCGUCUCUUUCAUUUGGGCCUCCAGACCGUUGGAAAAUUUUCAGAUCACCGUUCUCUCUCCGCUAAAAAAUCGUAGAGGGAAACGCCGUUCAGUCGUAGAGGCUGACGAGAGAGCGAAUUCCUCCGCCUUAGCUCGUCUUUACUCUGCCAUGGACUCACGCCACGCAUCUCUAGGCCGACGAACGUUGGAAGAUAUUCGCCAAAAGCGAGCUGCAGAAAAAUUGAGCAAAACUUCUUCGGGACCCGAUCUCAGCAAAGCCUCAAUCCCUAUCGGUUCGUCAUCUAUAUUUCGUUAA
Molecule: messenger RNA, 348 nt
Organism: Prunus armeniaca (apricot)
Lineage: Eukaryota; Viridiplantae; Streptophyta; Magnoliopsida; Rosales; Rosaceae
Source: the annotation of a GenBank genome assembly